CCAGUCUACCGAUAAAAUAUCGUCCUUGAAGAAAAGUGGCUAUUAAAAAUACCAAUUUAGAGUGGUGAUCGUUUUGCGUACAUUCCUUGUCGCACAAUAUGUAGGAUUUGCUUCGAUUGGACAUUACGUCCCGAUAGUAUCGGUGCCAACAAUGUGUUGCGUGAAAAACGUAGAGCCAGCUGGCAGAUUGUAUCGAUUUUCAACCAAACAAAAAUGGUGACAGAUUCGUUGUUAAAUAAAAACGACUGUGGAAAGUGUACAAGACAUUGUUGGCGUUGUUGAGGCAUGAUGUGAGCUUGCAAUACCACUGAGCUUUUUUCCGCUUUGCCGUAGUAAGCCUCACUAAUCGUCGAAAGUGUUACAUUUGGCAACUGUCUGGAAGGCCCCCAAGUGCACUGCUGUGGGUGCAUCACCUUGAGGCAAGGAAGGCUUCAACUUAUUGCAUGUUUUGGAUGCAAGCCACAACAAAUUGCAUAAUGCGCGUACCGUAAUAGGCUGCAAGUGUCCGCACAAAACAAACUAUCACUCUCCAGCGAACUGAAUGUCGCGUGCAGGAGGGAAAGCCUACAAAAACAAAACACUGCCGGAGGUUGACAAAGGUCGGAUCGGGAGCGAUCUUCCGCAGUCGUCUCGCCGUCAUAGCGGUAAUAGUAUUAACAGUGACGCGGUGGUUGUGGAAGAAGGCAAUCGGUGGAAACAGUCGGAUGCGUUGCCGCUUCGACGUCAAAGCCCCGCAAUCGAAUUAAGCCAGCUGAGUGGAAUGUUUUGCAUCUACUCGGCAGUAGCAACCAGUCGGAAGAGCAGCGGACGACUGACCGUAGUAGUUUAAAUGUUCGCGUCGUGGUCGACAGUGGCUUGCUAGUGGCUCAACAUCGCACUGCUGUAUGCUGCGUUCAGUUUCCUUUCUUGUGUUCUUUCAAGCAAAGACAGCAUCCGACGGUCUCUGUAAUGCAGUAUGAUACCGAUCGUUGCAAAUUGAUGAUACUGCAGAGCCCUCGACUAAGAUUUGCAUUUCCAUACGGUGCAUCGAAAGCUAGAGUAAACUCAUCCGAAAAGGCUUUAGUCCAGCGUUGCUGCCCACCCGUAAUCCCGGACAACGUACUGUUCUGGUGACUGUUCAGGGUCUAGUUUGCUGCCCGUCAUUUGCACCAUCGACUGCCGCUGACAUGGGUGGUUCGGUCAGCCAGGUGUUCCGUUCCGGAAGUGCAUUGCUCUCCAACCGGGACGGCCACAAAGUAUCGGAAACGACAGUGGAGAAGGUGAACACCAUCUUCGACGCACUCAGGGCUAAUCCAAAGAUAUCGAUUCAUCGGUUAGAACCUCUGCUAUUGCAAAUUCCAAAGUAUGAAAACAUUCUAGCGAUACAUGACGAGACGGGUUACAAUUUGCUGCAAAAGAGCGUAGGAUUAAAUCAUGUUGAACUAGCUAGGUGGUUACUACAAAGACAUCGUCCGGAUGUGAAUCGGAGUUCCUGUUCUCUACCGCUACACAUAGCCUGCCUGAAAGGGUACGAAGAAUGUGUAGAACUACUUCUAAAACAUGGUGCUAGAAUCGAUACCGAGGCGAGGAUGUGUUUUCCCGGUGCACACUCGCACAACUGCGAGGAAAGUGGAAAAUACAAAAACCAAGGCGAUGAUGUUGUUUGCGAACGGCCAAAUACGAAGCUGCAGAAUGCGGUAUGCUACGCAAUCGACGGUGACCAGAUCAAUGUGCUGAACAUAUUGGCCCAGAAGAUGGAGGAACCGUGGAUGCCGUUCCGGGUGCGCAAACCGUUGCUGCACAUCGCCUGCGAACGGGGAGCUUGGAAGUGCGUACAGCAUCUCGUUCAGACGCGCUCGGACGAGAUCAACCUGAUCAAGGACGAGUACUACCCAAUCCACCAGGCGGUGCUUCACGACGGACGCUUUCUGGAGCUGCUGAUACAGCACGGUGCAAUCACAACGGUGCGGACCUGCACGCAGCAAAUGACGCUCCUUCAUGUUGUGAUACUGGCCGCGAGGAAAUCGGCUGAAGAUACCCUCACCACGAUCCGCAUACUGCUCGAGCGCGGCUGCAAGGAACUUAUCAAUAGUCCAGAUUCUUUAGGCAACACGCCACUUCACGCGAUCAUCGUGCGAUACGCCCUAGAAGAGGCUAGGUACGGUUACGAUAAAUGGAACAAAUGGGAUGUGCUCCAUCUGGUACGCUUUCUGUUGCAAAACGGUGCCAAAAGCUCAAUCAAUCAGGCCGGCAACAGCGCGCUCGCAUGCGUCUUUCGGCACAUACGCGACUGGGAGGUUUGCUACGAGUUGCUGAAUAUGCUCAUCAAGGAAGGGGGAGAUCCCAACAUUGUUGGGAGAGACGGAUCGGUUCCUAUAAUGGUUUGUUUAGUGCCGCUCAUCAACAAAGAUCCACUGCAUCAUUUCACUCAUUCGAUGAAGGUCUGCUACCUAAACUGCAUUCGGAUACUGCUGCAGAACGGAGCCAAUCCGAACUGCUCCUACCGAUCCAACCUAACGCCACUGCACGUGCUGAUCUUCACCGUGUCGGAGAACUUCACGCUCAACUGUGAUAUCCAGAAGCGCACCAAUUUCGAUUUCAUCAAAAACAUCCUGCUAUUGCUACUGCAGUACGGACUCGACUGCAACAUAACGACGCAGCACAUUCUGCAGUCGGUGAUCGAUAUGAUCGUUAAUGUGCGCACCUGUCCGGACAUUCUGUGCGUGUACGAGCUACUGCUCCUGCUGAUCCAGUACGGCACGGAUCCGAACAUUUCGCUCAGCAACAAGCUGAUGGCAAACGGGGCAAGCAGUGCCAGCUCGUCCAUUAUAUUCGUGAAUGAUUUCAUCAACUUUGGGGGCGGCAUUCGCGGUGCACCUGGUGGUGGCGGUGGUGAUGCUGCCCCAGCCGGUGGUGCAGUAGUGGUGGGUGGAAACGGAGGUGCCGGUGCAGUCGGUGGUGGGGGUGUCGGUGGAAAUGGGGGUGGAGCUGAAAUCGCAUCUGGGAGUGGCGGUGGCGGUGGACCCGGUGGAGGGCCAGCUAGUGCUAGUGGGAGCGAAAACCUUCGUAGUUCGUUCCGAAACAACGCCCGCAGCUAUUUGCUGUUUUACUACAUCAUGCUGAUCACGCGUAAGGAAUUUAUCCUACUCGACCGCGAACAGACGUACCAGCGCAUCAUCUACUUGUUCUACUAUUCGAUGAAGCACGAACCGCUGUUCAACUGCCUGAAGACACUGCACAACCUGUUAAUCGCGCAGGUCCCGCAUCGCUCGAUCGACAAUCUACGCCAUCUGAUCAUUACGCUUUACAAAAAGCCACGCAGCCUCAAGCAGCUCUGCCGGGUGUGCAUCUACAAUAGCCUGGGUAAGAAGCUAGCACCCAACAUCAACCGGUUGAGUUUGCCCGGGCCGCUCAAGGAGUACGUCAUGAACUUCGACACGUAGGUAGAAUAUCAUUACGAAAAAGGUAAUCAGUAAGCGUCAGGAGGAAGAAAAGAAAAAAAUGAAACGAUAAAAAAGGGAGUCCGUUUUUACUCCCGAGAUCUCUUCAGCAGGUGCGAUAGUUGUUUGUUAUUUGCUAUAGUUAAGAGCUCGAAAUAAGACACAUUGUGCAUCCCCAGAUGAGUACGGAGGUUAGGAGGUUCUCGACGUUUUAGAUUGUUUUCACUCGAUUUCCACACUUUUUCCAACUUGCACCUGCACCAUUCCUUCCCGAUUCGAUAUUGACACCCUGAGAUUUAUUUCGGAAAUUGCAUAUCCAAUUUCUCUUCUUUUUGCAUUCAGUGAUAUGGUAGAUUGCGUUUAAUUAAAAUAUUCGAUCUCGUUUAUCUCUCUAAUAUUAACCUAAUCUAUUUGAAGCAUUUUUUAUUUCUCCCCGACACUCGACGUGGAUUGUGAAUGCUUGAUUUUGGUUAUUUCCUUCAGCCCAGCAAAGAAACGGCCCGGAAGUUAUUCAUGUCGCUAGGUGAUACAUAAUCGUAGCGGAAGGCUAGAAAAAUAUUAACUAUGCAUGUGUGUAGGUGUGCGCGUGUGUGCGUGUUUGUGUAUAAUGUACAUAUAUGUAGUGCUAGUAAAGAUAUAUUUUUUGAUGGAAAGUUCAUAGAUAAAGAGAUACAAAGAUUGCACAUUAAGACAGCCGGCCGGAAUGCAGUUUACGUUCAAUAAAACAUUAGAUAUGGAAUACGAAAUAACGAUCUUGCACCAUGCACCCGAGCUGCAGGGGACACCGGAAGCCGGAUGUCACGAACAAAUGUCCUACGCCGGCGCAGGUAUAAAAUACGAAUCCCAGCGGCUGGGCAAUGACUGCUGAUCGACUUUGCCAUAACAAAACCGAAUUUCACUGUCAGAUGCAUCUGAACAAAACUACACUACAAGAAAUGUACGAAUCUGUUGGCGUGAGAACUAUGCGUAUUUGCAGGGUGAGGUAGAAACGGAAAGAAGAUGACAUUGUAGCAACGUGCGAAUAUGUAAGAAUAAUAAAAGUAUAGAAAA
Anopheles coustani is the source of this 4469-nucleotide messenger RNA. RefSeq names its product ankyrin-3. Gene Ontology annotation, molecular function: protein binding. The transcript has 8 exons. Gene Ontology annotation, biological process: intracellular signal transduction. The record is from RefSeq and is a predicted model, not a curated record. Bases 1167 to 3422 code for a protein of 751 amino acids. NCBI's taxonomy places the organism in Eukaryota, Metazoa, Arthropoda, Insecta, Diptera, Culicidae.